Messenger RNA from Homarus americanus (American lobster), 1215 nucleotides. RefSeq lists its product as uncharacterized. Gene Ontology annotation, biological process: chromosome segregation. The transcript is spliced from 4 exons. Gene Ontology annotation, cellular component: MIS12/MIND type complex. Bases 103 to 741 code for a protein of 212 amino acids. The record is from RefSeq and is a predicted model, not a curated record. Lineage: Eukaryota; Metazoa; Arthropoda; Malacostraca; Decapoda; Nephropidae.
AGGUUGUAGUCUCUUUAAAUUUGUACAAGAGAAGACGUCGUCCGAGAUUCAAAACAAGAUCCUCGGCUGAAGUGUUUAUGCUUUAUUAAUUCAUUAUUCAAGAUGUCUGAGGUGCCAGUUGGACUUAAAAUAGACCAGGGAGAUGGAGCGAGAUUCAGGGCGUUAAAAAAUUCCCUAAACUACACCGUUGAAAGGUUAUUAGCUGGCUGGAAGUCCUCGUCCUUCGCCAAGUGUUUUCCAACUCUUGCAAGAGAAAAUGACGCAAUUAUGGAAGCCAUUCGUGUUUCAUUGGUGGAGACAGUGCGCAAGGCCAUAUAUGAUGACCUCGUUGCAAUCAUAGAUGAAGACGUUGCAGGCCCUUUGGAAGAGCUUGGUACACUCAUUAAGAACUACACUGGACCUAAGGACAUAGAAGCAUGGAGACCAUCGGGUGAUCCUACAAAGGAUAUGAUGGCACAUGAUGCAAAGGUUCUACAGCAUGAAAAACAGCGCCUUCUUGAAUCUGUGGGAAAUGCCAAGAAAAUUUCAGAGGCUGUGUUGCAGAAGGUCAAGUCCGGUCGCAAAAAGUGUCACAACAACCAUGUGGAGAUCCAGAAGCGUUUAACAGUCUUGAACGAGCUGGAAACUGUGUCCCGUGGACUGUCCAAAGAGAAUAUGGCCUCUGCAUCCCAUGAUAUAUUCUCUAAUAAUGUGUCUGAAGUAUCUGCGGAGGAAAGAGAAUCUUCCAGCAACUCUUUGUGAUAUGAAUCUUACACCUGAAUGAGUAUUUUUGUAGACUUCAGAAUUUCAUCAGCCUUCUCAUUUUUUAUGGCUAUAGCUAAAUUGUUACCUCCAUUUCAAGGUGAUCUGUGCCUUUUCCCAGUAAUUGAAACACAUAAAAAUAUAAGAGAGUUUGCUGAAGGUCUUUUUCAUCAGUGACACCCUGUACUGUAUAUACAAUCAUAAAUCAUGUACAGUAGUGAAAUAUUUCCAGUUUUCUGUUGUCAUAAAACUUGAAUCAUAAUGGUUAUGUCCCCUGCACCCUAUUACUUAAGACAAGGAGGUAUUUUCAUUGUUAUCUCUUAUGUAGUAAAGUCCUGGGGGUCUAGGCCACCCUUUUUCUAAAGAACAUUUUUGUGUAUUAAAAAGUAAUUACUAUUGACCUCAGAAUAUCUCCUAAUAUCAAUUGCUCAUGCCUUCAAAAUGACCUUGACAUUGGUUAUAUUAAAAAAAAUU